CUUCAAUAUGGUUGAUAACUGUUGUGUGUAUGCAUACAAAUCUAUGCAGACUACGUUUAUUAUUAACUAGAUUUAGUAUUGUCUAUAAAUCUAUAUCUAGUACGUGCAUUUAGAUUAGGGUACUAGAUAUCUUACUAGGGUUAGAACUCUCUCUAAAUAUUUUCAAAUAUAAAAUCAAUCAGUUAAUCCAACUUUCAAGUGUCGAACUGUGGAACAUAGCAAAUCAGUGAGUUGAAUUUGUCUAGAACUAAAGUGAUCCAGUGAUUUCUGAUUUCAGAAUAAUGAUAGAUUGAUGCCAUGUUAAAUCUUAGAAACAAUUAGAAACCAUGAAUCCAGAGAUGAACACAGGAACCAAAGAAAGGCCACAUUCUAUCUUGACUAGAAAAAGCAGCACCCAGAAAAUGGUUUUGAAGGAAAAAGUAGUGCAGAUAUAUGAAGCAUUCUUUCAUGGUGAAGACCCAUCAAGUUCUAAUUCAAAUUUUUGGGAUGAACUUUUUCUCUUGAAAGUGAAUACCCAGUUUAUAGAAAGCGAAAUAGAUAAACUCAAUGGAGAGACACUGCUAGAGCUGAAGGAAAACUUGAAUCUACUGUUUUACAAAGCCACUCAGGCACUUAAGGAGGAGAGCAACAUCAGAAAAAUUAAUGCCUUGCAUACGCUCUGUGCGUUAGUGCGUGGCAUCUUUAGAAAAAAUCAUGGUAAUUAUGGAUUUGAUGUGAUAAAUAUUCUUGUGGGUUUUGAUUCUGCAGAAUCCACCCUUCAGUCUUUAAUUGACAGCAUCAAUUCCUUCUUGACUGGAGAGUUCCCUAUAAGCUUGAAACAGUUAUCUUUGAAGUUUAUGCUUGUUCUAGUAACAGCAACAGAUAAUAUCAGUCAGAAUACAAUGCUAGAAUAUGUUUUGAUCAAUAGUGUCUUUGAGUCACUUGUACAGAUCCUUGCCAACCGCAAUCAAAGGCCACUUCUGGGUCAGGAUGCUGUGCUUUUGCUGACUUUACUUGUACAGUACAGAAAGUAUGAAGCAGCCAAUCCCUACAUUGUUAAGCUGUCUAUACUAGAUGACGAACUGGCCCUUACAGGCUAUGCUCAGAUUGUUUCUCAGCUGUUGUCAGAGUUUAACAGGGAUUAUGUGAAUCAAAGUGAAGAACCUUCAUCUGGUUGGUUUUCAGCACUUGCUAGCAUGGUUGGCAGCAUGUUUGUUGGUGAGGAAAAGAAAAUGGAGCUGAUGAGAGCUAACGACUCGCUGCUUCUUGCUUUGUAUGAAGCCGUACACUUGAACCGUAAUUUUAUCACAGCUUUGACACAUUCACACACUCCAUCUUCAGCGACCACACCACCAUUAUCACCAGUGAUAACAAACCCUCCUCCUCUUUCUGAUGGCUCCCCGUUACCCAGCCCAACUCAAGACAGACCAGCCAGCCCGCAGACUUUCCCUCCUGCUAAUGUUAUACAGCCUACCAACCUCCUGGUAACAUUCCUCCAGUACAGUUCUAUAGUCACACAAGAAACUAAAGAUCUUACACGCUACAACAAUGCCAAAUUAUGUCUCAUUAUUUUGACAUGUAUUGCUGAGGAUCAGUAUGCUAACUCAAUCAUGCAUGACGCUAACAUGACAUUUCGAGUGCUUCUUCAUAAAAUGCCGAUGAGACACAGGAAAGGUACGACAGAACUGAAUCCUCCAUCUCGUCCUUUGAUUUGUUCUUUACUGGAUUUAAUGGUUGAGUUUAUUUUGAGUCAUUUAAUGAAGACUUUUCCUAUGGAACUUUAUAUACGCAGCUUGGGAAUCAUCCAUAGAGUUUUGUGCUAUCAAAAAAAGCUUCGAGUCAGAAUCCAGUAUCCGUGGAAAGCUUUAUGGACAGCCCUGAUACUUUUACUGAAGUUUCUGCUUAACAAUGAAAAUAACCUGGUCAAGAAGCACAACAUAUUUCAGUUGGCGACAAAGGUAGUGACCAUCUUUAACUUGUUUGUGACCUACGGAGAUACUUUCCUUCCAAAUCCUACUAGUUAUGAUGAACUGUACUAUGAGAUUAUUCGAAUGCAUCAAAUCUUUGACAAUGUGUAUUCCAUGGCAUUAAGGUACACAACUACAGACAGUGAGUAUAAAGAUUCAGCAGCUAAACUGACCAGUCACUUGGUCAACAUCAGAGCUAUCAUCAACCAUUUCUCUCCUAAAGUGGAUGCUUGGGCAGCUGCUAAUCAUUUGUCUUCGUUAACUGAAGAACAGGUACUGGAAGUGGUUCGAGGUAAUUACGACACCUUGACCUUGAAGUUGCAGGACAGCUUGGAUCAGUUUGAAAGGUACAGCGAGAAACCCAGAGAGAUGGCAUUCUUCACCAACCAGGUCAGGACAAUCAUCUGUGAUGUCAGGAAGUCAGUGAGUAAUCUAACUACUCACCAGCACGAUGCCCUGCAGGAGUUGUCCUUAGUGCCCUAACGCCUCCUCUUCACCCCCCCCCUCCUCUCCCACACUGUUACACUGUAACGAAGCCCUAUUCCUGUUGCCAUGAGUCCUACAACUAUUUCGUUGAUGUCUACAAUUGUAUCAUCUAUUUUUUUGUUUUACAAUCGAUGUCGUUGUUAUGAAUGUGACAGGCAUUGGCCGCAAGUGAAGGUUUCAGCCUUACAUUUAAAUGUAUGUCUCAACUCUUGUUUAAAACUACAGAGUUCAAUGUUCAUAUUCUUGAUACCAGCUCAAUAUUUCACAUGGAAACUUUUGAACAACGCUUUUGGAUUCUCUUUGCUGUGAGACCAGGGGAGGCCUAGGGCAUCAGAACAUUGUCUAGCAGGAAGAAUAAGAAAUUUCUCUUCGUUCUGCCGUGGAAGAUACACCACUGUGCAGUGGGACCCAGUUAAUUCCAUAGCUGCCAGAGCCAACUCUGCUUAUUAGUGGAUCAACUAGGCUUCGUGGCUAAGUGGGACCUUAGUUUUAAUAAUAAUGGGUUAGGUGGAUUCAAUUUACUGUGCAAUAUGCAAUUAAGUGGGUUUCAGUGUAUGACAAUGUUUUUUUUUUGUAUGUCCUUUUUUGUGUGUGUGUAUGUCCGCUAAGUUAAUGGAGAAUGUGUUUGUUCACAUUGUACCUUAGUUAAAUGCUGCAAUAGUUUGAAAAUCAUUUGCAAUCAUUUGGUUCUGUGAUGUUAUAAUUUAAAUUCUUUUUUUUCUCCCCAAUGAAUUGUUUGAUUGAUGAUGUAGUUGAUGUGUCUGUGUGCAAUAGCAGUCACGUGUUACUCCUGAAACAUGCUCUCACCUGUUCUCUUCUUAUUUUCUUAAAUAUCUUCUUAUGUUUAGUCUUAUAUCAGAUUAUUGGCUGUAUUGAUAUUGUUCAUUAGAUGAUAUUCUCUCUGUUAUAAAUAUCAGCUCGUGGUCUGUUUGAUUCGGAAGAACAUGGGAUUCUAAAGUUCGAUUCGGUUUUUUUGAUGUUGAGUUGAAUGUAUCCUGGGGGGCUGUUGCUUGAGAGGUUGCCUGCGAAGCCUUGAACUUCACAGGACAGUCAAUAGUUGAUGUGGCCAAAGCAUGAAAGGAACUAGUGUGCCCUGGACUCAACUCAGCUGAGGACGAUGUGGACUUAUGUUUGGUUCUUAAAUUUUGUUUCACUACAAUUUGAUGCAGGCUCCUAUAAUUUUAACUCAUUCUCUCUGACGAUACCAACGUUGAUUCCACCAGAAUGUGGUACAUAAUUACGGAGAGAAAGAGUUAACUCGAUAGAUGCCUUUUCAUCACAUCAGCCACAAGUCAUUGAAAGCAGUAAAUACAAACUUUGGAUGUGGCUCACAUUUUUGUUCUCUCAAGUGUACCACUGUGUUGUCAACUUACUAAUUUCUUGACUUUGGCGCAGCGCCCGCCCCUAGGGCCCAGCUAGACCAUCUAGUCUUGAACUGUACCUCUGCUCUGAGCGAAAAUGAACAUGAUGUCCACCUUAAAGUCAAAAACAGUUUUUAACGUUUUCAUGUUUCCGAUACAUUCAUUCUUUUAAGAUCACUUAGAUGUGUACAUAUAGCUCUAGUGUCUGUCUGACAGGUUUAGCGUUUAGUUUUAAAUAUGGUCACAUUAACAUUCUUGCUUUUAAAAUUGACCUUGUAUGUUCCAUGAUCAGUUUUAUUACAACUGUGGGUUAGCGGAGACAGUCAACUGUCUUUAAGGAAACAAAUUCUACUUUUGUUGGUUCGCUGUGGGCAAUGAAUCAAACGCUAAAUGUUGUCUAUUGCAUUGACUUGAUUUACUUAAAACUUGUUUGAACAUUAAAAGCGUCCAAAAUAAAAAACAAAA
This is a messenger RNA of Biomphalaria glabrata, 4258 nucleotides long. Its product is annotated as armadillo-like helical domain-containing protein 3. Bases 327 to 2429 code for a protein of 700 amino acids. NCBI's taxonomy places the organism in Eukaryota, Metazoa, Mollusca, Gastropoda, Planorbidae. The record is from RefSeq and is a predicted model, not a curated record. Gene Ontology annotation, cellular component: cytosol. The transcript is spliced from 28 exons. Gene Ontology annotation, biological process: regulation of Golgi organization.